CAGAGAACCGUCUCCGCUCGUUCGCUCGGCCGGCGCAUCCAGUCCCGCCGCGGAGUGUUUGUAAACAUCAGCUCACGUGCAAGCUGUAGGUCGCGACUGAUUAGGCAUUCCGCGAUUCCGUAUUGUCAAACGGCGUCGGCCAAAUCGGCGCGUGAAUCUGCCACGUUAGUCGUUGAGCGCUGAAACAGCUAUAUUUAGAGCGAUCGAAACUCGCCGUUGCCGAGGUCUCCGCUGUGACGCGCCUCCUCCUUUAGCGAGAGAAACCGCGCGGCGGGCCGCGCCCACUGUCACGACAGCUGCCGCCACGGAGUGUCAACCAUAUCUGGGUCAGGCAUGGUCCUGCUGAAUGCUUUGUCGCCGGAAUGGGUUAUCCUGGCGGCGACGACCACUGUUCUGCUUUACCUAUAUGUUACACGGAAUCGGAACUACUGGAAGAACCAAAACGUGCCAUCGGAGCCAUUCUCGCUCAUAUUCGGUGCCACGUUAAAGCUUUUCACGAACCCAGUGCACGAGCUCGAUUUUGCUAGGUACAAAAAGUACGGAAACCUUUUUGGUGCUUUCGAAAUGGGGAAGCCCAUCCUGUUCGUAGCGGACCCAAAGCUGGUGAAGCAGGUGCUAGUCGACGACUUCUCGUCCCUGCCUAACCGAAGGACGCUGAGUAUCAAUGAACCGCUCCUGGACAAUAUGAUGAGCAUGGCCCCAGUGGAAGUGUGGCGAAAAGUUCGCUUGGGUUCGGCGCCGGCGUUCUCAACUAAUGUGCUGCGAAAAAUGAAUGGCUUGAUUGAGGACUGCGCUUUAACGACAACGGAGUACCUUAAGAAAGCAGCGUCUAAAGAAGAGGACAUCGAUGUGAAACAGCUAUUGUGGGACUACGCGUUGGAUCUGAUCGCGAAAUGUGCCUUCGGCAUGAAGCUGGAUUCUCAUUCGGACCCAACAAACGAGUUUGUCACCCAGUCAAAGCAAGUCCUUUCUCAACGCUUCACCCCACGCUUGUUUGUGAUGGUUGUUUUUCCAGCCAUGGCAAAAAGGCUUCGCAUCGCGCCAAUGAAGCCAGACGUAAUCGCUUUCUUCAGAAAUCUUUGCCAGAACACAAUGAAAGCCAAUAGAGACGCCAAAAUGGACCAUGAAAACUUUCUGCAAUUGCUGAUUGACGGAAAGACAGGACAACUUCACGCGGAUCAAGAAAAAGCUUUUGAAAGGGAUCAUCGGCUGUUCGACAUCAGUUCUGAUAUCAAGGCAGAUGAUCCAUCAUCCUUGGAAAUAAAGUUAACGGAAGACGAAGCCAUGGCGCAAUGUAUACUGUUCUUCCUGGCCGGUCAACAGAAGGCUUCGACCUCAAUAGCCUGUGCCCUUUACCUGCUGGCCAUUCAUCCGGAAGUACAAGAUAGGCUGAGGAAAGAAGUCGAUGAAUGUUGUAUGGUCCAUGGGGAUCGCCCUAGCCUGGAUGCGAUCACGAAGCUGAAGUAUCUUCACUGCGUUGUCUCGGAGACUCUGCGCUUGCACCCGCCGGUAUCGCGACUGGAGCGAUCGCCUUGUGAAGACUACAUUAUCGGAGACACCGGAGUGAAAGUGACAAAAAGUGACAUCGUCGCAGUUCCCGUCUAUGCCAUGCAGCACGACCCGCAGUACUUUCCCGAGCCGUUCACCUUUGACCCAGAAAGGUUCAACGACGAGAACGUGGGUUCUAUUCAGCCGUACACUUACUUGCCCUUCGGUGCUGGACCACGAAAUUGUAUUGGCAUAAGCUUCACCCUGCAGGCGAUGAAGCUGUCCAUCUUUCACACAAUUCGCAAUGUGCAAGUGGUGCGGACUGAAAAGACCAAAGUUCCUCUGGUGUUCCAAAAUGGGUUCAGGCCUCUGACGGCUGAGGAUGUCACGCUGGGAAUCAGGAGACUAAAGAGACAAGAUGAUGGGAAGACGUUAGCGCCCUUCGACCGAGGGGACGAGGCACCCACUGCCGCGAGAAGCCUUGUCAACCCGCCUACAGGCCCACUGCUGAAGCUCAAGUGUAUCAGCGGUUGCCGUAUGGAGUUGUUCCUCGGACUGACGGAAUGGGCGGUCCUAGCGGGGACAGUUUGUGUUCUGAUUUACCUGUACGUGUCAUGGAAUCGAAACUACUGGAAAAACCAGAAUGUCGUGUCGGAACCAUUUUCCUUUCCGUUUGGCGCCAGUUUGAAAUUGUUUCUCAGGCCCAUGUGCCACCUUGAUUCUGAAAGAUACCAACGAUAUGGAAGGGUUUUCGGCACCUUCGAAAUGGGAAAGGCCGUUUUGUUUGUCGGAGAGGCAGAACUGGUCAAGCAGGUCCUAGUCAACGAUUUUCCAUCGCUUACCAACCGAAGGACCGUAAAGUUCAACCACCCCGUGCUGGACAACAUGAUGAGCAUGGUGCCCUUUGAACGAUGGAGGGAUAUUCGCAUGCCGGUGGCGCACGCAUUCUCCAUUGGAAACGUGAAAAAGAUGAAUUCUUUGAUAGAAGACUGUGCGUUAGUAACGGCAGAUCACCUGAAGAGAGCGGCGUCGAGUGAAGAGGACAUCGAUAUCAAAAAGUUCUUUGCGAACUACACGCUGGACGUGGUUGCAAGGUGCGUUUUCGCCAAACGGAUAGACUCUCAAUCUGACAGGAAAAGCGACUUCGUCGUGCAGUCAAGGCAGGCUCCUUCAGGGAGCGUUACGCCGCGUAUCUUGAUGCACUUACUGUUUCCGUUCAUAGCAAGAGCAACUGGCCUUCUUCCGCUCAGCCCAAGUGUAUUAGCCUACUUCAGGAGCAUAGGCCAGAAUAUAAUCAAAAGCACGGAGAAGGAACCACAAGAUGAGAACUUUCUUCGUUUGUUUCUGAACCCCCAAGAGAAACCUGAAGAAGCACAGGAUACUUCCUUUGAGAGGGACCAGCGGCUGUUCAACCUUGGCUCUGAUAUGAAGCCAGAUGCAUCAUUAAACUCUCUUCGAAAGCUUAAUGAAGACCAGGCCAUGGCCCAGUGCUUGCUUUUCUUCAUUGCUGGCCAAGAAACUACUGCGAGAGCGAUCGCCUACACGUUGUAUUUGCUAGCUAUUCAUCCAGACGUACAAACACAGUUGAGGAAGGAAGUCGACGACUGUUUUGCAACUCAUGGUGAUCAUCCUGACCUGGAAGCUAUCACGAAGCUAAAAUAUCUGCACUGUGUUAUCUCCGAGUCUCUUAGGAUGUACCCGCCAGUUAUGAGACUUGAGCGAGUGCCUUGCUGUGACUACGCGCUCGGAGACAAAGGCGUGAAAUUGAAGCAGGAUGAUUUAAUCACGAUUCCUGUUUAUGCUAUGCACCACGACCCGCAAUACUUUCCUGACCCCUGGACGUUCAAGCCGGAAAGGUUCGACGACGAGAACGUCGGUUCAAUUAAACCGUACACGUACCUCCCAUUCGGUGGUGGACCGCGGAAUUGCUUGGCGUUGCGCUUUGCCCUCCAAGUUGUGAAGCUUUCUGUGCUUCACACCAUUCGCAAUAUCCAGGUGAUUCGAACCGAGAAAACCAGAGUUCCCUUGGAAUUCAAGAAUGGUUUCGGCCUCCUGACUGCGAAAGAAAUAAUUUUGGGCAUAAGAAAACUUCCCUAGCUCGACCGCCAUGAAUGCGCUCACAUCAUCUGACACGAUAUCAACACAAUUUCGCCAUGCAGCGCUGAUCCUCCGCGCGAUGUGCAAUUAGCGCGACUUUCAAC
Molecule: messenger RNA, 3689 nt
Organism: Dermacentor albipictus
Lineage: Eukaryota; Metazoa; Arthropoda; Arachnida; Ixodida; Ixodidae
Molecular function (GO): iron ion binding; oxidoreductase activity, acting on paired donors, with incorporation or reduction of molecular oxygen; monooxygenase activity
Source: RefSeq, a predicted model, not a curated record